Periophthalmus magnuspinnatus is the source of this 2301-nucleotide messenger RNA. RefSeq names its product protein LBH-like. NCBI's taxonomy places the organism in Eukaryota, Metazoa, Chordata, Actinopteri, Gobiiformes, Gobiidae. The transcript has 4 exons. The record is from RefSeq and is a predicted model, not a curated record. The coding region runs from base 17 to 460 and encodes 147 amino acids.
GAUAUUCAGUGUGGAGAUGAGCUGUAUUCCGGCAUCGCACAGUAUGACCCUUAUGGGGCAGGUGGAGCCGCCGCUGGAGGAAGCAGGUGGGCAGAGGAGAGGGAGCAGAGCCUAUCAGAUUUUUCCGGAGACCAAUGACUCGGACUCAGACACAUACCCGGAGGACUUCCUGUAUCGUAGGGAGCGUCUACCCUCAAUCGUCGUGGAACCCACAGAGCAGAGCGAGGCGGAGAGCGGGGAGCUGCGCUGGCCCCCACGCACCAGCAGCACAGAGGGGGAGGAAGAAGACAGCCAGGUGUCCCAGGGCACUGUGGAGGGGGACACAGAGGACAUGGACCAGGGCUCCGGCUCCAGGAAGUCGUCCAUUGGGCCGUCCCAGAGUCAGAUGUCCCUGUCCAGGCUCACUCCUCCGGCCUCCCCCACACCCCCAGAGUCGGCCCCACCCUGUCUGCGGAGCUGAGUCACCAUAGCAACGGCAUCAGUUAACCCUUUGCCGCACGGAGCUUCUUUGUUACUCGGGAGUUUGGGUUCACAUGUCUGUAGUGAUGUUCUCCUGUCGCUGCUGUGGCCACUGACACUGUCAAUGGAGCAUUAGCAUUUACACUGCUAAUUAUGCUAACCUCCUCCACUGCCUGUACUACAAUACAGGGGGCGCUCACACCCUCAAACCCUGGCAUGACAAUACUGCUGUUUAGACAAUCUCCUUCAGUAGUUAGUAUUUGAAGCAUUAAAGGUAGUACAAAAGCCCAUACACGACACAGUUUUAAUCUUUUAACCAUAUUUUGAUGCUAUUUCCUCAUACAUAGUGAUGGUUUCAGUAAUUCUGCAUAUUUUGUAUGUCUAUCUGUCUUUCUCCUCACUGCUUUGCAUUAGUUUUUUAAGUCCAUGUUGCCAGAUUAGUUAUAGCACCCUCUGCUGGCAUCUUUCAUACACCUAUUUCAUAUCUAUUAAGGCCUGAAGGUAUUUUAUCUGUCGUUUUCAGACUCUAGAAUGUUAUUACAUCAUACUUUGCCAUAAAAUAUCCAAAUGGUAAAUGCACAAAUGUUGAACUCUGUAUUAAAUAUGAUUGGCCUAUUCAGUGUUGUGAUAUCAUGCGAAUACCAGCAGUUGACAGAUUUAUUAUUAUUUUUAUUAUUAUUAUUAUUAUACAGCUAUAUUAUGGAAGGUUACAGUGUCAAAACUAAUUAAAAAGUCCUAUAUAACGCACAAUGCAGGACCUUUAGAGUCAUGGCGCAUGUUGAGAGACUGUCCUAACCCCGUUAGUUAGUUCUGCUUCGUACUUCCUCUGCACUUUACACAACCACAGCAGUUACAAUCGGUGUAAAAAAAACUGUUGUAUGUUUUAACUGGUUUAGACACUUCCUUUUGGAUUGCCCAAUGUUUUCAUGCACUUUUCUUGUCCAAAGUGAGUUUUUUUUAAGACAUAAUAAAGGCUAAUCUUGUAAAACCUGCAAUAUGACAAACAACUGCUCAAUGUGAUGUUGCAGGUUGGCAUCAGUGACAUUUCUGUGAUUAAGACUCCAAAAUGUUAUUUGAUUAAAGCAACAAUAUGUGCAUUUUAUGGUGAGGGUCUGCCACUUGCUCAUUUCCAUGGAGAUGUUAUUGCUCUAAUGUUCCACAACAUGGUUUUAAACUGUCAUAUCAUGCAUUUAUUCUAUUGCUUGUCUCAAUGGAAAUAGAUGAGUUUAAUGAUAUGAUGUUAAACAUUCCACACAAAGACAUAACAAGUCCAGGAAGAAUGACCCAAGGCCCUGACAGAAAACCUUUUUGCACCUUUAAGCAGAGGUGGGUAGUACUCAGUUACAUUUACUUACUACAUUUACUUGAGUGACUUUACUUUUCAGAGUACUUUUACUCCUACUUAUGUAAUAUUUUUUUAUUGAAGUAACAGUACUGUUACUUGAGUUAAAGUUUUGGUUCCAACUGGAUGUAAGUGACAAAAGCUUUAUGUCGACAAUAUGAAAUGAUUUGCACAUUUGUGUUUCUGGCUCGGCUCUUUCAGAUAUAAAGUAUUUUUUCUCAUUUUUGUUUCAAUCCUUUGAAAAUACCAGUUUUUGAGCAUUUAAUGUUUUAUUGUUCCACUUCAUUAACUUCAGAUAAAUUCAGAUAUUAUGUCCCAACUUGAGUACAAGUUUAGGCUACUCUACCCACCUCUGCCUUUAAGGAAAUGUAAUAAUUAGAACAUAACCAUUUAACCAUACAUGAUUUGCAUUUUUUUGUGUGAAUUUGUAAAUUGUAAUAUAUUAUCUGUCUUCGUCUUAUUGUUAUUUUUAUUCAAAUUAUUAAUAAAGAAAUAACAGU